UGGAAUACAGAAAUAAUUCCUGUUAUUCUACAAGUGAAGGAGCCACUUUAACAUGACUGAUACAGACACAUCUGGAAUGAUAAAUGAAGAUACUGAGGAACACAGAGACCUAAUGGAGCUGGAAGAAACAUCAGGAUCAUCAAGGAAGCAAAAAACCGAAGCAAGCAAAUGUUUUACUUGCUCUCGUUGUGGAAAAGGAUUCGACAGCAAAGGACACCUCGCGGCGCACAUGAGAAUCCACAACAGAGAAAAGUCUGUCAUCUGUCCUCGAUGUGAAAAAUGCUUCCCAAACAAAGAAACACUUGCAAAUCACACUAAAGAGUGCCCUUAUAUAUGUUCUCAGUGUGGAAAGAGUUUCAUACACAAAGGAAAUUUUGAAGUGCACAUGAGAAUUCACACUGGAGAACACCCGUACACUUGUCCUCAGUGUGGAAAGAGUUAUAUACAGAAACGAAGUCUCACAGAGCACAUGAGAGUUCACACUGGAGAGCGUCCACACACAUGUCCUCAGUGUGGAAAGGGUUUCGUACAGAAAGGCAAUCUUAAGACCCACAUGAGAGUUCACACUGAACAAAACCCACACACGUGUGUUGAGUGUGGAAAGAGUUACAAGAGUGAAAUUCGUCUUACAGCCCACAUGAUAAUUCACACAGGACAAAGCCCAUACUCUUGUGUUCAGUGUGGAAAGAGUUUCGGACAGAAAGGCAAUCUGGAUUAUCACAUGAGAGUUCACACUGGAGAGCGGCCGUACACAUGUGUUCAGUGUGGAAAGAGUUACAUAAAGAAACAAAGUCUCACAGGGCACAUGAGAAUUCACACCGGAGAGCGUCCACACACAUGUCCUCAGUGUGGAAAGAGUUACAAGAGCAAAACUGGUCUUGCAGCCCACAUGAUAAUUCACACAGGACAAAGCCCAUACUCUUGUGUUCAGUGUGGAAAGGGUUUCGGACAGAAAUGCAAUCUGGAUUAUCACAUGACAGUUCACACCAGAGAGCGGCCGUACACAUGUGUUCAGUGUGGAAAGAGUUUCAGAGAGAAGAAAUCUCAUAAACUGCACAUGAGAAUUCACACCGGAGAGCGCCUGUACACUUGUCCUCAGUGUGGAAAGAAUUACACACAGAAAGGCAAUCUGGAUUAUCACAUGAGAGGUCACACUGGAGAGCGGCCAUACACAUGUGUUCAGUGUGGAAAGAGUUUCAUACAGAAAGGCAAUCUGGAUAAUCAUAUGAGAGUUCACACCGGAGAGCGCCCGUACACAUGUGUUCAGUGUGGAAAGGGUUUCACAACCAAGGGAAGCCUUAAAAUUCACAUGAGACUUCAUCCUGGAGAAAGCCCAGAUAGCAAGAGAGCAGAUGAAAACCAUUGAAACAAUUUUUUUAACAUUGAUGAUUUUUCAAUGUCAGUGGCAUUGAAAAAAUGUAACUUGCAUCUGUAAUUAAUGUUGAAUAAAUGUGGAAAUGUCAACUAUCCAGCAGUAUUGUGAUCAGUGUUUUCUUUAGUUGGGCUCUUGACUCUUUCAUUGUUUAUUAUCAUCAAUAAAAACACUUUUGCUGUGGUACAGAAAGAGGUGUUAAGUUGGAGUGGUUUACUUUAGUGUCAAACAUUUCUAUGCCUUAUUCCCUACAGCUGUGGCAGUA
Molecule: messenger RNA, 1637 nt
Organism: Triplophysa rosa
Lineage: Eukaryota; Metazoa; Chordata; Actinopteri; Cypriniformes; Nemacheilidae
Product: gastrula zinc finger protein XlCGF57.1-like
Exons: 2
Coding region: 53-1366 (437 amino acids)
Source: RefSeq, a predicted model, not a curated record